ACCAUAAGGUCACCCUGUAUUUAGGAAGACUUAAAAAAAAAGAAAGCAACUUCAUUUCCUUAGGACCCACAGCAGAGGAAAUGCCAAUUAGCUAAUAGCAGUAUCCUUGGCUUCCCUUUUUCAAAUUCUCCAAAUCUCCUAGGCAGUGCUCAUGGGUGCCACUGUGGAGAGCAUUUGUCCUCAGACCUGAAUUGUAUGGUCAAUCUCCAGGAUAAACUUCCUCUGGGUUUCCCAGAACAGGUCCCCAUGUUGCUGUGGCCUUUGAUGCUGGUUCUAGCUCCUGUCAACGGACAGCUUGCAAGGACACACAAGUCCGUUAUUUCCCUCCAGCCUCCAUGGACCACAGUCUUCCAAGGAGAGAGAGUGACUCUGACUUGCAAGGAAUUUCACUUCUACUCACCACAGAAGACAAAAUGGUUCCGUUUGUACCUUGGGAAAGAAAUACCAAGAGAAACCCCAGCAAAUACCCUCGAGGUUCGAGAAUCUGGAGAGUACAGAUGCCAGGCCGGGGGCUCCUCGCUCAGUAGCCCUGUGCGCUUGGUCUUCUCUUCAGCUUCGCUGAUCCUGCAAUCUCCAGUUUCCGUGUUUGAAGGAGACUCCGUGGUUCUAAGGUGCCGGGCAAAGGUGGAAAUAACACUGAAUACUAUUUACAAGGAUGAUAAUAUCCUGGCAUUUCUUAAUAAAAGCUCUGACUUCCGGAUUCAUCAUGCAAGUCUCAAGAACAAUGGUGCAUAUCACUGUACAGGAUUUAAUAGAAGUAAUUUCCCUGUUUCUUCCAACAUAGUCAAAAUCCAAGUCCAAGAGCUGUUUUCACGUCCAGUGUUGAGAGCAAGCUCCUCCCAGCCCAUCAACGGGAGCCUAGUGACCCUCACCUGUGAGACCCAGCUCUCUCUAGAGAGGUCAGAUGUCCAGCUCCAGUUCCGCUUCUUCAGAGAUGGCCAGACCCUGGGAUUAGGCUGGACCAACUCCUCGAAGUUCCAGAUUACUGCCAUGAGGAGUGAAGAUUCAGGGUCCUUCUGGUGCGAGAUAGAUACUGUGGCUCACACCGUCAAAAAAGAAAGCCUGAGAUCCCAAAUUCGUGUACAGAAGCCUGUGCCCCUCCCACAGAUCCUGACUGAGUCAUCAUCCAUCACACCAGGCUGGUGCAACCUCACCGUGAAGUGUAGGGUUCUAGGGACCACAGAGGACCUGAAUGUAAUCUGGGAGACCCAGGGUCUCCCCAGGGAGCUGGAGCAGAGAGGGACACUAGGACCAGCCCCCAACUCAUGGACUCUGGCUGUGAGCCUGUCCCCGAGCCAGCGCAAUGCCAGCCUCACCUGUGUGGUCAGCAACAAUGUGGACCAGAAAACUGCCACCAAAGACCUUGGGGAAGUAUGUUGGGCUCAAAAAAGUGUCCAGCAAGAAAGAUUCAUCUACUUCCCCUUUCACUUCAUUAACUCAACCAGCUUUAUGCAAAGAAGAAGCUUACUGAACUCACUGCCUAGUGCAGGUGUAGCCAAGUGCGACUUGGGCAAUCUGGGCUGGCCUGCCUUGUCUCUUCAGAUCUCCUCCUUCUCUGACCACCUGGAGCAGGCUUCCAUGCUGCUGUGGACGUCCUUGCUGGUCCUUGCUCCAGUCUGUGGCCAAUCUGCAGCUGCACACAAGCCUGUGAUUUCCCUCCAUCCUCCAUGGACCACGGUCUUCAAAGGAGACAGAGUGGCUCUGACUUGCAAUGGAUUUCACUUCAAUGCAACAGAGAAAACAAAAUGGCAUCGUCUAUACGGUAGGGGAGAAACUUCAACCCUAACCCCAGGAAACACCCUCGAGGUUUGGCAAUCCGGAAAUUACAGAUGCCAGGCCCAGGGCUCCCCACAAAGUGACCCUGUGCUCUUGGUCUUUUCUUCAGUCUCCUUAAUCCUGCAGGCCCCAUAUUCUGUGUUUGAAGGUGACACAUUGGUUCUGAGAUGCAAGAAAAGGAGGAACGAGAAAUUGACUGCUGUGAAAUACACUUGGAAUGAAAAAACUCUUUUCAAAUCUAAUAAAAGCUCGGAUUUUCUUAUCCCACAAGCAAGUUCAAAUAACAGUGGCAAUUAUCAAUGCUUUGGAUAUGGAGACAAAAAUGUAUUUAAAUCAAACAACAAAAUUAUUAAAAUUAAAGAACUAUUUCCACAUCCAGAGCUGAAAGUCACAGACUCUCAGCCUACAGAGGGGAGUUCUAUAAACCUGAGCUGUGAAACACAGCUUCCUCCAGAGCGGUCGGACACCCCACUUCACUUCAUCUUCUUCAGAGAUGACAGGGUCAUCCUGUCAAACUGGAGCAAGUCCCCGGAACUCCAGAUCCCAACCAUCUGGAGAGAAAACUCGGGAUCCUAUUGGUGCGGUGCUCAAACAGUGAUCGGUAGCGUCCACAAGCGUAGUCCCUCGCUACAGAUCCACGUGCAACGGAUCCCUGUGUCUGGGGUGCUCCUGGAGAGCCAGCCCUCAGGGGGCCAGGCGGUUGAAGGGGAGACACUGGUCCUUGUCUGCUCCAUGGCUGAAGGCACAGGGGACACCACUUUCUCCUGGCACCGAGAGGACACACAGGAGUGUCUGGGGAGGAAAAUUCAGCGUUCCCCGAGAGCAGAGCUGGAGCUCCCUGCCAUCGGAGAGAGCCACGCAGGAGGAUACUACUGUACAGCAGACAACAGCUACGGCCCUGUCCAGAGCGUGGUGCUGAACGUUACUGUGAGAGUGACUCCAGGCAACAGAGAUGGCCUUGUCACCGCGGGAGCCAUUGGGGGUCUGCUCGGCGCUCUUCUCCUGGCUGUGGUCCUGCUGUUUCACUGCUGGCGCCAGAGGAAGCCAGGAGAUCGUUUCUUGGGAGAUGAAACCAGGAUCCCUCCCACUCCGGCGCCAGGAGAGUCCUCCUAUUCCAUUUGCCCUGCCCAGGUGGAGCUUCAGCGGUUGUAUGUCGAUGUACAUCCCAAAGAGGAAGAUUUGAUAUACCCUGAGAUCCAGAUUAUUCGUCUGGGAGAAGAAGGGGAAGCUAAUAUCUCCGGGACACUUCUGGAGGAUAAGGAUGUCUCAGUUGUCUACGCUGAGGUGAAGGCACAACACCCAGAUAACUCAGCUGGAAAGGUCUGCUCUAAGGACGAAGAAUGUCAUGAGAAUGAAAAGUUAGGAGAAUGUCCUACUUAAGUGAUUUGUCCCUUAUCCAAAGCCCCAGGCCCAGUGAAGUCCUCACAGCCCCUGGAAUGAUCAACUCAUUCCAGCUUUCCAAUUCUUUUCACCCAUAUGCAUUCACUCCCAGGAGUACUCAUUCAUCUACUCUGAAGUUGGGAUGGGAUGGUCUCUGAAAGACUUCACUAAAAUGACUAUGAUCCACAGUUAAGAGAAGACUGUAUUACUUGCUGUGGGCCUAACCUGAUACAUUCCCUAGAGUCUGCUUUAGAGAUGAGGCAUAGAGAGAAGGACUGGUUUGAAAAACAGAAGCACAAAUUUUGGUGAACUAGGAUUUGCACAGAGAUGAAAAAGGCUGGGUGACCUGGAUCUCUGCUUAAUACAUCUACAACAAUUCUCUCACUGGAGACUCAAUUGCAUCCGUUUGUUUAACUGUGAGUGGCUACACAGGUACUGCACAGACAAUGCAAAACCCCUUCACUUCUGCCCUCACAGCUUACACUGUCAGGAUUCACUUGCAGAUAAAAGAACCCACCUGAAAUGGUUUACAGAGAGAGGAAUUUGAAAGAGGACAUCAGGAGAGCUGGAGAUGCAUGCUCUAGCCUGUGUUUCCAAAAGCAAACGAUAAUUAUGUUAAUAUCAUUGGGGCAAAGACUUGCAACAUUAGAGAAAAGAGACAUACAUAUAAAAUUAAAAACUUAAGUGACAACUCUGCAAACCUAAAUUUGAAUUGAAAAUAUUAGUAUAAACUCAUAAUGACCUCUGCCUUUAAAAAGAAAAGAAAAAAAAAAAAGAUAAGUAUUUCCUACAUUUGUCCACUGAAAAGGCCUAGAAAUAAUUACCAACCCGUUAGCAAUAAGCACUCCUUGCAGAGGUUUUAUUCUUUAAAUACCAUUCCCUACUGAAAGGAAAUAAAGUUGCUUUUCUUGUGGGAACUGUGUCUUUGAGUUACUAAUUAGUUCAUGUGAGAAUAAUUCUUGCAAUAAAUGAAGAAAGAAGGAAAGAAAUGGGAAAUCACAAUUUCAUAUGGAUGGUUCAUGAUAACACCUACUGGUUGAAUAAUUGACAAAAACCAGCAGCCAAAUGUUAUAGGUCUCCUGAUGGAAGUGUACAAUACCACCUACAAAGUAUCCAUGCCCCCAAUAUUAAAACUGAAUCCAUUCCAGUCUUUCUAACUAAAUACUUGUUUACAGAAAAUGCAUAGGGAAAAAGGAACUUGUUUAAAUAACAUCAUGGGAUUGCAACCAGCAAAACACAAACUGAGGAAAAGUUUUAUAGGUCAAAUGACCUGGCUUCUUGAACAAAUACAUGGCAAAAAAAAAAAAAAAAAAAAAAAAGAGAAGAAAGGGAGGAAAAAAGAGAGAGAAAAGAAAAAUGAAAAUUAAUUAGAAUAUUUC
Molecule: messenger RNA, 4535 nt
Organism: Sapajus apella (tufted capuchin)
Lineage: Eukaryota; Metazoa; Chordata; Mammalia; Primates; Cebidae
Gene: FCRL4
Product: Fc receptor like 4
Exons: 18
Coding region: 196-3156 (986 amino acids)
Biological process (GO): cell surface receptor signaling pathway
Molecular function (GO): transmembrane signaling receptor activity
Source: RefSeq, a predicted model, not a curated record